This is a messenger RNA of Myxocyprinus asiaticus (Chinese sucker), 1468 nucleotides long. Its product is annotated as replication factor C subunit 4-like. NCBI's taxonomy places the organism in Eukaryota, Metazoa, Chordata, Actinopteri, Cypriniformes, Catostomidae. The record is from RefSeq and is a predicted model, not a curated record. Gene Ontology annotation, biological process: DNA-templated DNA replication; DNA repair. The transcript is spliced from 12 exons. Gene Ontology annotation, molecular function: ATP hydrolysis activity; DNA binding; DNA clamp loader activity. Bases 252 to 1319 code for a protein of 355 amino acids. Gene Ontology annotation, cellular component: DNA replication factor C complex; nucleus.
GAGGGAAACUCCUCUGCACACGCUCCUGACAAACACACAAACACAAUAUGAGACAGAGAAAGGUGGAGAACACAAAUGAAACAGAGAUUAAAGGAGGAGCAUCACAGGAUCCAUUAAAGAAAGGACAGAGCAUUUUAUCUGUCAAACUCCUGGAUGACUGGCAAGCGCUUGGGAAUGCGAGCUCUCGCGCCACACACAAGGGAGGGAGAGAAGGCGCCUGCAUGUGAGAGAAUCCACUUAUAUCAGGAGACAUGCAGGCAUUUCUGAAAGGAUCUUCAACACAGAGUGUUAAAGCACAGAAACCGUCCUCCUUGUUUGGAGAGAAGAAGCCGAGAGCUGUGCCCUGGGUGGAGAAAUAUAGGCCAAAAUGUGUGGAUGAAGUCGCAUUUCAAGAGGAGGUGGUUGCCGUACUGAAGAAGUCUCUAGAGGGCGCUGAUCUCCCCAACCUGCUGUUUUAUGGUCCUCCUGGAACAGGAAAGACUUCCACCAUCCUUGCUGCUGCCAGAGAGCUUUAUGGGCCUGAGCUGUACCGGCAGAGAGUUCUGGAGCUGAACGCGUCCGAUGAGCGCGGCAUUCAGGUGAUCCGUGAGAAGGUGAAGAGCUUCGCUCAGCUCACGGUGGCCGGUACACGAGUGGACGGGAAGUCUUGUCCUCCGUUUAAGAUAAUAAUCCUGGACGAGGCAGAUUCGAUGACGGGCGCUGCUCAGGCGGCUCUCAGACGCACCAUGGAGAAAGAGUCUCGAACCACACGCUUCUGUCUCAUCUGUAACUACGUCAGCAGGAUCAUUGAGCCGUUGACCUCCAGAUGCUCAAAGUUUCGUUUCAAACCUCUGGCCAAUGACAUUCAACAGGAACGUCUGCUCGAGAUCUGUGAGAAAGAGAAUCUCAAAUACAGCAAAGAGGGAAUUGAAGCUUUGGUGAAAGUGUCAGAGGGAGACCUGAGGAAAGCCAUAACCUAUCUGCAGUGUGCCGCGAGACUGAACGCUGAGAGAGAAGUUACCGAACAAAUCAUCAUAGAGAUCGCAGGGGUGGUUCCACCCAAAGUGAUCAAAAAUCUCCUGCAGAUCUGUUACAAAGGCACUUUUGAGAAACUCGAGGUUGCUGUGAAGGACAUGAUCGAUCAGGGGUACGCUGCAACAAAUAUUCUCAACCAAUUACACGAUGUCAUGAUUGAUGAGAAGCUGAAUGAUAAACAGAAGUCUGUCAUUACGGAGAAGAUGGCGCAGGUGGAUAAGUGUCUGGCAGACGGUGCAGAUGAGUAUCUACAGUUACUGAGUCUCUGCGCUGUCAUUAUGCAGCAGGCCACACAAAACACCUGAACUGACCAAUCAGCAUCUCCGUUUUAUUCUACACAACAGCUGACCAAUCAGCAUUGGCACUUCAUUUCACUAAUUACUGCCCAGACUAUUGUUGCUGUUGUUGUUUUUUUUACUUUUUUGUACUUAAAGUUUGUCAUUAAAAACACUGU